ACAAGGAACGCCUGCUGCUCAUCGACUCCCGCUCUCUUUUGGUCUCUUUUACACCACACACUCAAACGUUUACAUUAACACUCGAGUUUGUGUACUUUUUUAUACUUUUUCUGUUGAUUUUGCAUGGUUGAUUUGAUCGAAAAUGGACAAAUAUUCAAGAGUACCUGUUAUAGAUGUGCAUGCCGAGAAUCUCGAAGCCAUAUGGCCUGUGUUAGUCGAGUCCAUUCACACCUCCAGUCUCAUAGCGCUUGAUACGGAAUUGAGUGGACUGGGAAACAGAAAAAAGCUGAUAGCAAAGUCAGUCGAGGAUCGCUUCAAGUUUAUGGCGGAUGUAGUGAAAUCAAGAUCCAUUUUGACUCUUGGUAUAUCCUGUUUCAUAGAGCAAGAAGUUGGCAUUAUGACACAAUUCCCUGAUAACUGUUGCAAUAGGCCAAGAGAAACAGAUGAUAAUGAUAACAGUAGCAAUAGCCCAAGAGAAACAGAUGAUAAUGAUAACAGUAGCAAUAGCCCAAGAGAAACAGAUGAUAAUGAUUCAGCCAGUUUGCAUAAUGAAAAAAGGCAAUACAAAGCAAAGACAUUUAACUUGAGUGUUUUAUGUAGCGAAGAUUUUGUUGUUGAGCCUGGAUCACUACAGUUUCUAGUACAGCACGGCUUUGACUUCAACAAGCAAUAUUCUAAGGGCAUCCCAUAUACAAGAGGAAAUGACAAGACAUGUCAUGAUUACAGUACACCCAGUGUGAGGAACCUCUUCAGUCAGAUUGUCAUUUCUAACAAGCCCAUAGCACUACACAAUGGCUUCUUUGAUUUACUGUACCUAUACCAGAGCUUUUAUGCAGAUGUCCCAAGCAAGCUGGAGGUGUUUUUGUCAGAUGUAUAUGAGAUGUUUACUGGUGGGGUUAUUGAUACCAAGUAUGUUGCAGAGUAUCACAUGCGAGAGCCUGCAUCGUAUCUGGGGUAUAUAUUCAGAAAAUGCCAGCGUCACAACCUAUCUUGCAAGGUUGCUGGGGCCAGGUAUACAGAAAUCUUGAUGGUGGAAGAUAGGAUAUUAAAACCAUGGAUCGAGGAGUUGUGUUGCUAUGCCAAUGUGAAGUCUCAUGACUCUGAUGGACAGACACUUCAAGUGUGUGAUUUGUAUGCUUCACAUGGAUUUUGUCACAAGGGGUUCACAUGCCCACUGUCGCAUGACAUGGACCUUAUUCUGGACAGAGAUGAGCGAAUAGAACAUAAGAAGAGUAAAAGAAAGAGGAAACGAAAGGCAGCAGGAAACAAUGAGACAUUAGAGAAGUCAUCAUCUGAAGUAAGUAGAUUAGCUCAUGAUAUUGUGGAUACAGAUAGGUUACCCUCAAACCAACACACUACAGAUACAGCAGGAAGUACUAAACUCCCCACUGAAAAACCAUCAUCUGCAUCAACGAGUGGUGGCCACAGGGCAGGUAUUGAUGCAUUUAUGACAGGUUACUGCCUAGUUUCGUACAUGACUAAGAAAAGACUCACAAAACUCCAGGGUUCAGAAUGGGUAAACAGAGUAAGUCUAAGUGGCAAAGAAAUGCCCCUUCAAAUAGCAAAGAGCCACUUUGCAAAAGCUUCUGGAAACCAUUCACAAAAGCUUAAACUUAUCAAAGGAACCAAGUGAUACAUAUCAUAUUGGAGUGGAUACAUAUUUUUAGUCAGAAAGUAAUAUAGUUUGAAGAAUACAUAUAUCACUAUUCCCGAAGCCAAGUGAAUGGCAGAUAUUGGAGUCAAUCAAUCGAAUGUCACCUUUCUAAUGUCAAUAAAGUAUGCUCACCAUUAUAAUAAGAUAAGUCAAUCAAACUUUAACAUCUUUUAUUUCUUUUACAACUACAAAUAUACUGUAACUGUUUUUUCAAGAGAGAUGGUGAUAAUUUCUGUCAUAAUUUUCACUCUGUUGAUUUAAUAAUAUUUACAAUCCAACAGAUCUUAUUCAUCUCUUUAUAUAUAUCUUGAUUACAAUAAAUAUAAACUUUUGCAUCA
Nematostella vectensis (starlet sea anemone) is the source of this 1992-nucleotide messenger RNA. Its product is annotated as target of EGR1 protein 1. Gene Ontology annotation, cellular component: cytoplasm; Cajal body. Bases 143 to 1633 code for a protein of 496 amino acids. Gene Ontology annotation, biological process: snRNA 3'-end processing. The record is from RefSeq and is a predicted model, not a curated record. The transcript has 7 exons. NCBI's taxonomy places the organism in Eukaryota, Metazoa, Cnidaria, Anthozoa, Actiniaria, Edwardsiidae. Gene Ontology annotation, molecular function: 3'-5'-RNA exonuclease activity; snRNA binding; metal ion binding.